Molecule: messenger RNA, 2638 nt
Organism: Setaria italica (foxtail millet)
Lineage: Eukaryota; Viridiplantae; Streptophyta; Magnoliopsida; Poales; Poaceae
Product: DNA gyrase subunit B, chloroplastic/mitochondrial
Exons: 21
Coding region: 100-2286 (728 amino acids)
Biological process (GO): DNA topological change
Cellular component (GO): chromosome
Molecular function (GO): ATP binding; DNA binding; DNA topoisomerase type II (double strand cut, ATP-hydrolyzing) activity
Source: RefSeq, a predicted model, not a curated record
GCUCCUCCCUCAUCCACUACUCGCACCUCUAAACCCUCCCUCCCGCUUCCCCCAGCCACAACCACAGACCUCCGCGCGCGCCUGGGCUCGCCGCCGCGGAUGGCGCCCCUCCUCCGGCCGCCACCUCCCCCUCCCCACCUCCGCGCGCUCCUCCGCCGCCUCCUCUCCACCGGCGCCGGCCCCGUCCCCUCCCGCAUGCUCCCCUCGCUGCGCUCCACCGCCGCCGCCCCUCGGUUCCUAUUCGGGCCCAGGGUUGUGGUGGCGGGAGCGGCCCCGCGGCGGAAUGGGGUCCCGGUGCGGGCGUUCAUGGCUUCCACCGCGGCGUCCGAGGCGAUGCAGGAGAAGCGGGUGGCCGGGGAGUACACCGCCGCCAACGUCCAGGUCUUAGAAGCCCUAGAUGGAGUUCGCACAAGACCUGGUAUGUACAUUGGGAGCACAGGACCACGUGGAUUGCAUCAUCUGGUUUAUGAAAUAUUGGAUAAUGCUGUGGAUGAAGCUCAAGCGGGUCAUGCCUCGAAGAUUAAUGUAGUCCUUCAUGAUGACAAUUCAGUUAGUGUAACAGACAAUGGCCGUGGGAUUCCUACAGACAUACACCCCCAGACGAAGAAAUCUUGUGUGGAGACUGUCUUAACGUUAAUGCACGCUGGUGGCAAAUUUGGAGGUUCAAAGAGUGGUUACAGUGUCUCUGGAGGGCUGCAUGGUGUUGGCCUGUCAGUGGUUAAUGCUUUAUCAGAGGCACUUGAAGUUACUGUUUGGCGUGAUGGGAAGGAAUACAGACAAAGCUAUUCUCGGGGGAAACCAUUGACGACACUAAAUAGUAUCACACUGUCUGGUGAAACAAGUUCUCGCCAAGGAACACGCAUCAGAUUUUGGCCUGAUAAAGAUAUAUUUACCACCACCAUCAGUUUUGACUUCAAUACAAUCUCUAGUCGCAUCCGAGAGCUUGCCUUUCUAAAUCCCGAGCUGACAAUAACCUUGACUAAAGAAGAAGGACACACAGAGGUUCAACAUAAUGAAUACUGUUAUGCUGGUGGCCUUGUUGAAUAUGUUAAAUGGUUGAAUACUGAUAAGAAACCCCUGCAUGACCCGAUUGCGUACAGAAAGGAGUUGGAUGGUAUAACAGUGGAUGUCUCCCUUCAAUGGUGCUCUGAUUCCUACUCUGAUACAGUGCUAGGAUACGCAAACAGUAUCCGUACUAUUGACGGUGGUACUCAUAUUGAAGGUCUGAAGGCUUCAUUGACUAGAACAAUUAAUAACCUUGCAAAGAAGUCGAAGACUAUUAAGGAUAAAGAUAUUACCUUGAGUGGGGAGCAUGUAAGAGAAGGAAUGACAUGUGUCAUUUCAGUGAAGGUCCCUAGUCCAGAAUUUGAAGGUCAAACAAAGACAAGGUUGGGAAAUCCAGAAGUACGGAGAAUAGUUGAACAAUCUGUUCAAGAAAACUUGACGGAGUACUUAGAGCUUCAUCCAGAUGUUCUGGAUUCAAUCCUAUCAAAGUCCCUUAAUGCUCUCAAGGCUGCCUUGGCAGCUAAGCGAGCUAGAGAAUUAGUGAGGACAAAGAGCGUGUUGAAAUCUUCUUCACUCCCUGGAAAACUAGCUGAUUGUGCAUCAACUAAUCCUGAAGAAUCUGAAAUCUUCAUCGUUGAAGGUGAUUCUGCAGGCGGCAGUGCAAAGCAGGGACGGGAUAGGAGAUUUCAGGCUAUUUUGCCUCUAAGGGGUAAAAUUCUCAACAUUGAAAGAAAGGAUGAAGCAGCCUUGUACAAAAAUGAAGAGAUCCAAAAUCUUAUCCUUGCUCUUGGACUAGGAGUGAAGGGUGAGGAUUUUAAGAAGGAAGCUCUUCGGUAUCAUAAGAUAGUUAUUCUAACUGAUGCUGAUGUUGAUGGUGCACAUAUCCGGACUCUCCUCCUUACUUUCUUCUUCAGAUAUCAGAGAGCACUAUUUGAUGAAGGUUGCAUCUACGUUGGUGUACCUCCUCUUUAUAAGGUUGAGCGUGGGAAACAAGCACAUUAUUGCUAUGAUGAUGCUGAUCUUAAAAAGAUAGUUAACACCUUCCCUGCAAAUGCAUCAUAUCAUAUCCAGAGGUUUAAAGGUUUGGGUGAGAUGAUGCCUGCGCAGUUAUGGGAAACUACAAUGGAUCCUGAGAGGCGGCUGUUAAAGCAGCUUAAGGUUGAGGAUGCUGCUGAGGCCAAUGUUGUCUUCUCAUCACUAAUGGGUACCCGGGUCGAAUAUAGGAAGCAACUGAUCCAGAAUGCUGCAAGCAUGAUCAACAUAGAUCAACUUGACAUUUGAGUGCAUUGAGUAAGGCUGACCCCUUCUUGUAUGAUAGAAGGUCCACCCGACCAAGCAUAGAAGACUUGGUUCUUCACCAGCAAUUUAUUUGGUGCUAGUGUAGCAGUAAAAGUAGGCUAGAACUGGAACCCGGAUGGCAGCGGCUUGCCUGAUUUCCUGGUUCUUCCGACACAUUUGUGGUAGUCCUGUGAUGUGUAAUCCAUUUUGGCCUGGCGGAGAUUACUUGGGGAGUUUGGGGACGUUCCAGUCAUGGAUUAAGGUAGCUGACACAUUGCCACGGAUACGGUGUAGCAGACUUUCACCUAGUGAAAUUUGCGGUGGAUUAUUCAUUAUGCUGCGUCUCGGUCUCGCC